Messenger RNA from Racocetra persica, 840 nucleotides. NCBI's taxonomy places the organism in Eukaryota, Fungi, Glomeromycota, Glomeromycetes, Diversisporales, Gigasporaceae. The record is from the annotation of a GenBank genome assembly.
AUGUCUUCUCGCUACGAUAUUUUUUUAAAGACUUCAAACCUCCUUUCUUAUAUCUUAGUCCUGGGAGUUAAUUCAUACUUUAAAGCUAUCGAAGAACGACCAGGGGACGACGGUAGUGAUUUUAAGGGCAACAGUACUCAUGGCAACGGUACUCAUGGUGCUGUGCCAUUAACUCAUAUUUUGCCAGCUACUUAUACUUUUGGAAUUUGGGGACUCAUUUAUGCUUUGCUUGGUGGAUUCGUUAUCUACCAAUGGUUCAAUUCAGCUGACGUUGCUACCGUUGAAGGUGUUAAAUUUUAUCUUAUUCUCGCAAAUCUUGGAAACAUUGUUUGGAUUGUUUUAUGGCGAAUGGAUUAUUAUAUGUUAGACGUUUUUGUUGCCGCAUGCGUCUUAUUAGCUUUGAUGUUUGCAUAUAACAAUCUUGAACAAUAUCCUCCAAAAAGUAUUUAUGAUCGUCUCUUUAUCCAUUACCCUUUCACUAUCUAUCCUGCAUGGCUCAUAGUUGCUACUACUCUCAACUUUUGGGUCGCGUUUCAGGCGCUCGACACUGUAUUCUUUUCCACCAUUAUAGUCGCUGUAUUUGGACUUAUUGGUUUAUCAUUCGUUGAUUAUUGUAAGCGCAAAGAUGUUGUCUUCGCUGGUACUCUUGCUUGGUCUCUUAUUGGUAUUGCCGUUAGACAAUAUGAAUCAUUAUCAAUUCUUAUUGCUGCUGCUGUAUCUGCUGGUCUUAUCAUUGGUGGAAUUUUGAGAGUUAUGGUUCAUGAAAUUAUCACUUGGUGGCAUUUACGUACACAAACAGAACGAACAGAACGAUCCCCACUUUUACCUACACAAAAUUAA